AUGCCGACGCGCGCUUUCCGCGCGCUCACCUUCGGCAUCGUGCUGGCGUCGCUGCUGGUGUCGCUGCUGCUGCCCACCGUGGAGCUGGCGCUGGGGCUGGCGGGCGCCACGGCCGGCGUGCUGGUGUGCGUGGCGCUGCCCGCCGUCAGCUUCCUGCGCCUCACGCGCGGGCACACCGCCGAGAGGGCGCUCGCCAAGGUCGGUGUCGUACUGGUGGCGCUGCUGCUGCCCACCGUGCAGCUGGCGCUGGGGCUGGCGGGCGCCACGGCCGGCGUGCUGGUGUGCGUGGCGCUGCCCGCCGUCAGCUUCCUGCGCCUCACGCGCGGGCACACCGCCGAGAGGGCGCUCGCCAAGGUCGGUGUCGUACUGGUGGCGCUGCUGCUGCCCACCGUGCAGCUGGCGCUGGGGCUGGCGGGCGCCACGGCCGGCGUGCUGGUGUGCGUGGCGCUGCCCGCCGUCAGCUUCCUGCGCCUCACGCGCGGGCACACCGCCGAGAGGGCGCUCGCCAAGGUCGGUGUCGUACUGGUGGCGCUGCUGCUGCCCACCGUGCAGCUGGCGCUGGGGCUGGCGGGCGCCACGGCCGGCGUGCUGGUGUGCGUGGCGCUGCCCGCCGUCAGCUUCCUGCGCCUCACGCGCGGGCACACCGCCGAGAGGGCGCUCGCCAAGGUCGGUGUCGUACUGGUGGCGCUGCUGCUGCCCACCGUGCAGCUGGCGCUGGGGCUGGCGGGCGCCACGGCCGGCGUGCUGGUGUGCGUGGCGCUGCCCGCCGUCAGCUUCCUGCGCCUCACGCGCGGGCACACCGCCGAGAGGGCGCUCGCCAAGGUCGGUGUCGUACUGGUGGCGCUGCUGCUGCCCACCGUGCAGCUGGCGCUGGGGCUGGCGGGCGCCACGGCCGGCGUGCUGGUGUGCGUGGCGCUGCCCGCCGUCAGCUUCCUGCGCCUCACGCGCGGGCACACCGCCGAGAGGGCGCUCGCCAAGGUCGGUGUCGUACUGGUGGCGCUGCUGCUGCCCACCGUGCAGCUGGCGCUGGGGCUGGCGGGCGCCACGGCCGGCGUGCUGGUGUGCGUGGCGCUGCCCGCCGUCAGCUUCCUGCGCCUCACGCGCGGGCACACCGCCGAGAGGGCGCUCGCCAAGGUCGGUGUCGUACUGGUGGCGCUGCUGCUGCCCACCGUGCAGCUGGCGCUGGGGCUGGCGGGCGCCACGGCCGGCGUGCUGGUGUGCGUGGCGCUGCCCGCCGUCAGCUUCCUGCGCCUCACGCGCGGGCACACCGCCGAGAGGGCGCUCGCCAAGGUCGGUGUCGUACUGGUGGCGCUGCUGCUGCCCACCGUGCAGCUGGCGCUGGGGCUGGCGGGCGCCACGGCCGGCGUGCUGGUGUGCGUGGCGCUGCCCGCCGUCAGCUUCCUGCGCCUCACGCGCGGGCACACCGCCGAGAGGGCGCUCGCCAAGGUCGGUGUCGUACUGGUGGCGCUGCUGCUGCCCACCGUGCAGCUGGCGCUGGGGCUGGCGGGCGCCACGGCCGGCGUGCUGGUGUGCGUGGCGCUGCCCGCCGUCAGCUUCCUGCGCCUCACGCGCGGGCACACCGCCGAGAGGGCGCUCGCCAAGGUCGGUGUCGUACUGGUGGCGCUGCUGCUGCCCACCGUGCAGCUGGCGCUGGGGCUGGCGGGCGCCACGGCCGGCGUGCUGGUGUGCGUGGCGCUGCCCGCCGUCAGCUUCCUGCGCCUCACGCGCGGGCACACCGCCGAGAGGGCGCUCGCCAAGGUCGGUGUCGUACUGGUGGCGCUGCUGCUGCCCACCGUGCAGCUGGCGCUGGGGCUGGCGGGCGCCACGGCCGGCGUGCUGGUGUGCGUGGCGCUGCCCGCCGUCAGCUUCCUGCGCCUCACGCGCGGGCACACCGCCGAGAGGGCGCUCGCCAAGUGCAUAGUUGUUCUCGGACUAAUAAUAUUAGUAUUGGGAACCUACGCAAAUCUAAGAGCAGCUGAAUCCUCUAUAGACAAGUACGACGAGAGAUACAUCACUCAAGAACGUAUUGACAAGAUUGUGGAAGAUUUCUUUGAGAAGAUGGAAAAAUCUGAAGCAGAUGGAAUGAUAAGGAAUGAGAAACCUCAAUUAAGCAACGACCAGGAUUCUAAAGUGCAACCACCCAAUCCUGUUCCACCCGAAUCUCAUUCAAUAGAAAAAAACCCAAGCGCAAAUAUUGUUAACCAAAAAUUAAUAAAAGAAAUAUUACAAGACCAAAAAGAUGCAGCAGAUACAUUAAAAUCGUCAACACACCCGAAAAAUGAAAAAUUGAAAUUAGCGGAUGAAAUUAUAGCCAACGGUGAUAUUGGUGUAAGCAAGAAAGAGCCGAGCAAAAUAGAAAAAGCAAACGAAGAGAAACCACAAUCUAACCAAGAAAAAAUAGACAUGAUGAAACAACAGCAACUAAUUGAAACUAUCAAACAACACGGCGAAGAACAGAAAGAAUUGAUCAAAGAACAAAAAGAAAUUUUAGAUGAAAUUUUGAAAACUAAAAAAGAACUAGAGAAAAAUAAAAAAGAAGUCGUCAGUAACGAAGCGAAGAAAUUAGCCGUUGAAAGUAUUCAGAAAAUCGCAGAUGUUGCAAUAAAAAGUUUGAGUGGAGUGACAGAUCCACCGGCUGUUUUAAAAGAUGUAAAUCAAGGCGACAACAUAAACAAGUAUGAACACGAUGCGGCUAACGAAAUUGCUAAAAAAGCCAAAGAAGCUUUAGACGUGAUUAAAAAAUUAAAUAAAGAAAAGAAGGAAAAGGAAAAAGCAAUUUUUGAAGAAAAACAUAAAGACACCAAUGUCAAAAAUGGCAAUGAAAACACAAUAAAUCAAGUUCAACAAAAUUUAAUAAAUACUGAGGAAAUAAAAGAGAGAGAAAUACAACACAGAGAUAACACUGACAAUCAACAUGGAGUACAAUCAAAUUUAAAUAGUAACUUAAAUGUUAACAGUCAAUUAAAGGUUAAUGGAAAAGCAGACAAACAAAAUAAUCCUCCAUCAAAGGAUCAUUCACAUUUACCAGACGAACCACAAUCUUACAAACAAGGUGAAGAUUUGCAGAAAAAAGUUGAUUCCAAACCAAACCAUCAACAAGAAAAUAAUAUUCAAAGAGUACCUUUACCCAUAGCUUUGAAAGAAAAAGUAAAUUCAAAUAAAAUUGCUGAUAUUAAUAACAAUUUAGUUCAGAACAACGGUGCUGUGAACUUUAAAGAUGAUAUACUGCAAAAUAUUGCAAGCGGUCAAAAAAUAAUUCCUAGAAGAAAGAGAGAAGUUGUAGAUUGUACUGAGAAAACAACUCUUAAUGCAGAGGACAGACAAAUUUGUGAAAAUCUUGUAAAUACACCAAAUAUAGUGUCUGAUGAAACAAUUUUAAAGAAUGUUAAUUUAGAUGAAGUUGACUUAUCAAAUAGUUUGCCGUUGCAAGCUAUGGCGUUACAUCACAUCAGAUCUCUUAAAAGUAUUCAAGAUAAGAAAAGAUAAUCGUUACUAAUAAUUACGCUUUUAAUAGUUUUUAUAGUAAUUAUGAUGUUCUUUAAAAACCAUUGAAAAAUUAAAUUGUAAGUUAUUGAUUUUAAAAUAUUAAACAUUUUACAAUACCACGAAACCUAUGAAAUAAAAUGUUCAUUUUAAUAGCAUUACUAACCAUAAGAAUGCAUUUAAAUAUUUAUUAAUUUCAUAGCUUUUUAAUGUAAUUAUGUGAUGAAUAAAAGCUUAAAUGUUGGUAGUUAAGCUUUUGUUUAUUUAUUGAUAAAAUAAAAAUAAGUAAAAUUAAACUAAAAAAUCGUCGUCUGUGAUCUCAUAUAAUAAGCAACAUUAUGUUACUUGUGGAGAUUUUUAAAUGCUUAUAUUUGAUAACAGUAACAAAUAAUCUUACAUUUUGGCAAAAUGAAGCAAAUUGUGAUCAGGUGAACUGACUGAGAUUUUAUUGAAGAUAAUAAUAUUAAUAACAAAAUGUUUGUGAAUAAAAAAAAACGAUAACAGUU
This is a messenger RNA of Melitaea cinxia (Glanville fritillary), 3989 nucleotides long. RefSeq lists its product as uncharacterized. The transcript is spliced from 3 exons. The record is from RefSeq and is a predicted model, not a curated record. Bases 1 to 3486 code for a protein of 1161 amino acids. Gene Ontology annotation, molecular function: amino acid transmembrane transporter activity. NCBI's taxonomy places the organism in Eukaryota, Metazoa, Arthropoda, Insecta, Lepidoptera, Nymphalidae. Gene Ontology annotation, biological process: amino acid transmembrane transport.